AUGUUAGACACACAGCUCACUCUCGGUGAACAUAUAAGCCAAAUCGUAGUCAAAGCCGACAGAACCGUGGCUGCACUAGCAAUGCUGAUGCCCAAUAUAAGUGGCCCCAGAGCAUCGAAACAAUUAGUCACAUUCAGCGUGGUGCACUCCCAAAUGGUGUACGGUUCACCUUGCUGGUACACAGUCCUCAAUAACAAAAAGCUUCUUCUAAAACUUACCCAAUUGCUGAAAAAACUGGUGAUACGGAUAUGCAGCGCAUACCGAACAAUAUCCGCAGAGGCGGUCGGCGUCAUACCGACAAUUCCUCCAAUAGAAUUGCAAACUAGCGAGAGGAAAGAUCAAUAUUCAGGCUUACAGAGGUCGAAUGCAAGAGUCAGUUGGCAACAGAAAUGGGAAAGAGGAAUUCAU
Molecule: messenger RNA, 408 nt
Organism: Leptinotarsa decemlineata (Colorado potato beetle)
Lineage: Eukaryota; Metazoa; Arthropoda; Insecta; Coleoptera; Chrysomelidae
Source: RefSeq, a predicted model, not a curated record